Messenger RNA from Nematolebias whitei (Rio pearlfish), 742 nucleotides. Its product is annotated as U2 small nuclear ribonucleoprotein A'. The transcript has 5 exons. NCBI's taxonomy places the organism in Eukaryota, Metazoa, Chordata, Actinopteri, Cyprinodontiformes, Rivulidae. The record is from RefSeq and is a predicted model, not a curated record.
AGUUCUCUCACGAUCGGGUUCAGGGAAGAGACUCACCAGCUCCUCUUCAGCUCAGUUCUGGUCAUGACAUAACUGUCCUCUGUCGUUCCUCUGGAGGAGCAGCAAGCCAUCCAAAUCUGGGCUUUGGGUCAUGGAUCAUCAGACCACGGGUCAGCACAGUCAAGCCUCCAAGUUUCAGUGGCUUUCGUUUGCUUAUCAGGGCCUUACAGAGAUUCCAUAUGACGCCAUCUUCAAACAGAUGGACACGCUGGAGGUUCUGGACCUGAGCUACAACCUGCUCUCUGAUCCUUUUUGAAACCCGGCUCUGUUGGGGUGUCUGGAGAAGCUCAGCACUCUGAUUCUGGACUGCAACAACUACACGUCUCACGUGAAGUUCCCCUACAUGCCGAGCAUCACGGCUGUGUGCAUCAACAAGAACAAGGUCAACAACUUGCCUGUGUUUGUGGAGGAGACCAGGAAAAAGUUCCCCAACAUCAAGAUUCUCAGCAUGAUGAACAAUGAGGCGGCGCCGAGCUACUUCAACGGAGGAAAUCUGACCCAGUACAAAGAUUACAGGCUAUAUGUGAUCAGUCAGAUCCCAAGCCUGGAGAUUCUGGAUGACACAGAAGUUCUGGAGGAGGAGAGAGUCCAGGCCAGGAAGACGUACCAUCUGCAGCAGAGCCAUCUAAGCAGCAGCAGGAGGAGGGAGGACUCAUCCAGGAAUCAGACCCACCAAAAACAAAACUUCAUCAUAAGAAAAUGA